This is a messenger RNA of Gryllus bimaculatus (two-spotted cricket), 1004 nucleotides long. The record is from the annotation of a GenBank genome assembly. NCBI's taxonomy places the organism in Eukaryota, Metazoa, Arthropoda, Insecta, Orthoptera, Gryllidae.
AAGUUGCUGUCCGUAUCGCUAGACGUGCACGUAUUAUGCAAAUAUUUUAUGGCGGGCAGCCAUUCCUUGGAGCCUUGCUAUCAUAUGGGGACAGUGUGCCGUUAGCAGUGUCGUCCAGAGUAUACGAUUACAGUCGGAUGGUCCAUAAGGGGUCCCUAUUUCUCGGAAGCAAGACCUCAGUGACGUCACCUCGUGCCGCAGCGAUAAGCUCUCGCCGCCGUGCAGACAUCGACUCGUUCAGUGCACCUGCUGCAGCCGACUGAUCCGUACCUUUCCGAGCGCCCCCAUGGCGGUGCCGGUGUUCUACCAUAUGUCCGAAAGCGGGAAGUCGCGCGCCGCCCUCGCCGUGGCGCGGCUUUUGGGCGUCCGCUUGCAGGUGCGCGAAGUCGACCUCUUCGACAAGGCGCUGCUACCGGCGGACUUCGUCGCUGCCAAUCCCCGGUGCACUGUUCCCACGCUAAACGACGAUGGGUUUGUCAUCACCAACAGUUAUGUGAUUGCUACUUAUCUAGCAGACAAAUAUGGUAAAAAUGAAGAAUUCUAUCCAAAAUCUAUAAGAGAGAGGUCAAUAUUUUCUGCCUUUUUCAAUAAACCAUCUUCUGUUCCAAAAGAAAAAGAAAAGAAAGUAUAUGAAGUUCUGGGAUGGCUGAAUGAGUAUUUCAUUAAGACAGAAUGGGUAGCUGGAAAUCACAUCACUCUAGCUGAUGUCCUGGGGGUAGAUAUCCAAAGAUUUCCUGGAAUUGAGAAAUGGAUGGGGCAAUGUCAAGAAGUUUUGAAUGACUAUGAUGUUAUAAAGAAACGUUUAGAUCAUGCCCAAGAAAUCCCAGCAAACAAAGAAAACAAUAACAACUAGAAAAAUGAAUGCUGAUUCUACAUACAUUAUUACAACUUCAAUAAUACUGUAAUAAAUAAUAAUAAACUGACAAAUGUUUUUAAAAACAUGCCUUUCUUAUAUGACUCUUAAUACGUUCUGGUGCGCCUGUCACGUCGCAGGAUUCGUCAGG